GAGAGCCUGAUGGCUGGAGUGCCCCUGGUAGCCAUCCCACAGGCAGUCGACCAGCCGGCCAACGCCUGCAAGGUGGAGCAGAGAGGCUGGGGACAAGCCUUCUUCAAGCCCAUGGAGACAGUCAGCAGCACUGCUUUGGCGGAGUCUUUGCGCCAGGUGUGCGAUGAGAAUAGCAUGUACCGACAGCAAGUGCAGUGUGCCCGCUCGGAGCUCGCGGGAGGCGCGCCGCGGCUGGCCGAAAGGAGUGUGUCAUUCCGAGCUGUGGGAGACCUUGCUUGGGAGGACGGAGGCCACGAGGCCCCUCCGGAUGUCCGCGCCGCCGUGCAGCGAGCAUGGCAGCCGCCCUAUUUCAUUCGCGGUGCCACCAACCUUCGUGAAGCGAACGAGUCUGCCGAGUUCUGGUUCCAUCGGCGCAAUGGGUCUGUGCUUGCCCAUGCGGACACUUACUGCAUUCCUGCUGUAUCUUUGCAGCUGACUGGACGCAAGCACUGGCGGCUGAUGCCCCACCCACACGUCAACAUGUCUCGAUGGGCUCCCAACUCUCAUGAUGGAGGGAUCUACAGAACAGAUUUGUGGCAGCCGGCGUGGGAAGCUACUGUGGAGCAGGGCGAGGCCAUUGUUUUCUUUCCGAACAUCUUCCAUGAGACGCAAGUGCCGGAGGAGGGAAACCCCGAGUGCACAGUGGCCACGACCUUCCAGUUUCAGCUUCCGGUACCGGCCCGCUACUUCCGAGCUUUUCUUCCGACUCACGCCAUGUCGCACCUCUACUACGAGGGCCACUGCCUCGACCUCUGGCACUCCUUUGCCACACUGCAGGCUCCCAAGGCUGUCCGGCCUACAGAGGACACCAAGCAGAUCCAGUCCCAACAUGCCGAGCUGUUUGCCGCAUUGGAUGGGGAUGGCAAUGGCCUCCUGUCGUUGGACGAGCUGCAGGACUACCUAGCCGCGCAGAAAGUCCCAGCAGCCCCCGGGCGGCGCUUCGGGACACCUUGGCCAAGAUGGUUUUACUCAGAGGAUUAUUUCUACGAUUGGAGAACUUCGAUGGAUGGCCCCGGCAAGCAGCAGCGGCUUGAAAUGGAGGUGGAGCUGCAACGUUUCCGAGCAGAGGAUAGUCUGGCGUACCUGGACUGCAGCCCGCCAGACGGAAAGGUCUCCGCACGGGAGCUUCUCCAAGCCAUGCUCCAGUGGCACGUGGCGGGAGCCUCGUUUUCCUGGUGA
Messenger RNA from Symbiodinium necroappetens, 1218 nucleotides. NCBI's taxonomy places the organism in Eukaryota, Dinophyceae, Suessiales, Symbiodiniaceae. The record is from the annotation of a GenBank genome assembly.